This is a messenger RNA of Laccaria bicolor S238N-H82, 2580 nucleotides long. RefSeq lists its product as uncharacterized. The coding region runs from base 1 to 2580 and encodes 859 amino acids. The transcript is spliced from 24 exons. Lineage: Eukaryota; Fungi; Basidiomycota; Agaricomycetes; Agaricales; Hydnangiaceae. The record is from RefSeq and is a predicted model, not a curated record.
AUGUCUGAAGUAUCCUCCAAGAUGUCUGAUCUCCACUGGUUGCUUCAAAAUUCUCGAAUUGUCAUAAUUGUACGCGAAAUUUAUGCUGUCGACAAUUUGGAGCCAGCUCCUGACGCUUUUGGUAGGAGGCCGUACUACGAGAAACGAAGGUACGCAUCCAAUGGCGCAGUAAUUAUUGAAUCAGAGCAAUUAAUUAAAUCCUCAACUCUCGCAGUUGAAGGGCCCUCAAAUGAAACACCCGUUUUGGAGCGCCUAGCCCCUGAUACUUCGGAUCGGCUUUUGGCAGGCGGUAAUACGAGUAACGGAGGUAACGCAUGUGGAAUACGCAUCCAAGGCAAUGGCUCAGUUCGUAUGGAGGGGAGGAAUAGCUUUGGCGUCUCUGGGUCAAAAAAUUCUACUGGGAUAGCCGUGGACGAUAGCGGCAGGGUCGAGAUGACAGCUACAAGCGAUACAAGUCUCGACGUCAACGGACAAGGUAACGUAUAUGGAAUGCGCACCCGAGACAUUGGCGCAGCUCGUAUGGAGGGGAGGAGUGACAUUGUCGUCUCUGGGUCUCAAAAUGCUACUGGGAUAGCUGUGGAAAACAGCAGCAGGGUCAAGAUGACACCUACAAGCGAUACAAGGAUCCGCGUCAACGGACAAGACAGACGGCCUCUCGGAACCUUCAGAAAGCUGUGGCUGAUGUGGUUGGGGUGCGGAGAGAAGGGGAUCGAUUUGAGUAAGGAUGUCGUCGUCGUCGAGUCCGAGGCAAAAGUAUUGCCAACCCUUCUCAUGGCAUCGACAUCGCAUCUCAAGUGCCUAACGCGCACACAUAUCAGCGACAUCUUUUCUUCCGAGCUGGCCGGGGAGGAUAGGAGUGUAGACGUUGGGACAGUGGGCCGGGCUACAAACUCCGUCGUGUUGGAGGAGCAGAGUACGUGGAUCUGCGGUAGAAGUCAGCUACGUGUCCUUCUCCUCGUUUGGAAGAAGGACGGGCAUGAGCCUCAGGCUGGUGUUGUGAUUGGUGGUCGCUUGAGUAGGGUUGAAUUUGGGUUAAGAAGCCAGGAAUUAUCAAUCUCCUUGUUCCUCCAAGUCCGACCGGCUCGCUCCAUAACACCUGCGCACAACCUGCGCAACACCUGCGUUGACGUCGACUACGAGACCUCGCACUCCCAAUGCCCACUGAUGAAAGACGACCGUCGUAUGGCGAUGAUGGAGAGCCAACUAGGCUACCAGGAAGCGACCCACAUUAUAUACUAUCGGUUAUACACCAAAGAUGGUCCACUCGAAUCAAACAGCCUCAUCUACUCCAACGACCACUUUAUUAGCCGGAUCGUGUCCUCAUCAGUGAGACCCCCUCACACCGCCGCCUCUCUGAUGAGGUAUCUUUGCAAGAUGGAGGGCCUAGCGCUCCAAAAGUGCAUCUUAUUUCAGUCUCUCUCGGAACUGACAGCUUUGGAAAAUUCGAUCCACCUCCCGCUUCGGGGGACUACUGGACCAGGCGCAUCUGAUCUAGAUCCAAUGGCACUGGUUGUUGAUAAAUGCCCCACAGAGAGGAGAUCACAGGUCACGAGCGGGGUAGAAACACAAGAGCUGUUCGAACGGGAACAACGUUACGUGUACUAUCGCGUUUACGACGAUGAUGGUGAGAUUGUCUCAAAAAGGUCUUUCGACGAGAACAAUCCCUCUUUGGGCCGUGUCAACACUCUUUCCGUGCCCCCGCCUCACACUGUGUCUUCCUUGAAAAAUCACAUCGUCAUAUCCGAAGGUCUAUUCGGCCACAAUGUUAAGCUAUUUGAGGAUGAGGGCAACGAGUCUGCCAUGAAUGACAGUGAUGCGCUCACACUUCUCUCAGAAACGUUCCCAGGAUGUAUAGAAGACCGACCCAUAGCAAUUACAUAUGAAUCAGGAACGGAAAAUGGUUCAGCUGACAACGACGAUCCGAAUGAGAUCCAGAUCCGAGAGCUGAAGGAAGCAUUGGCACAGAUCAAGAGAGAAUUUGAAGAAGCAAACCUAACACACGCGCGUGAGCUUGAUGAGGUGAGAGAGGCAUGGAAACAGGCGGAAGAGGCACACAAGCGCGAGAUAAAUUGGGCUAGGCUAGUGAAUAUGCAUGCUACAUGGCGGCAAACUCCUCUGGGAGACUGGCUUAACUACCCCCUACCACGUUCAAGCGCCGAUUUUCGAAGCUUUCGAUGGUUAAUAAAGUACUAUCUUCCAGUCUACCCCCCAGACGCGCAGCAAUCCACUAAAUUCUCAACUUUCGCGCUUGAAGGUGGCUCACGGGCAUGCAGAAUAUCCAUUUACAAUAGCACAGUUCAAUUUAAGGGGAAGAAUGCCAAGAUUGACAUCGCCGGGUUUCAUGAGUCUUAUGGAAUAGUCAUGAAGGGCGGCAGCAAGGUCGAUAUGGAAUUUGGAAACAAGAAGGCCCCCCUCUCUCGGCGACGAAGGAAACGGAACGACCGAUUUUUACGUGCGCGUAUGCACAGGAUCGGCAUACCGGAGUUGCCGGUCCGCCUCGACUAUUCAACACUCCCCCUCAACUCCGAAUCUAUGCCGAUGCGAGACGUGAAUCUCUCAUUGGUUGUCGAUAUUCAGUAG